AUGGACUCCGUUGAUGGAGAUAGAAGGAGCAGGACACACCGUAGUCACCAAGCGCCCACCGUGCGGUCUUUGGAGCGGCCAAUGCAGACAAUGGACGACCCCUUGAGACCAAUGAGAGUGACGUCUAGGAGAUGGUUUAAGAGGAAAGUUGAUAUUUCUACACCUCACAGUAUACCAUCUGUAAGCCAACUACAAUCAAGUAUCGAGAGAGAAAGUGGUGGCUCUAGUAGUCAUCCAAACGAGGGAGAUUGUAACUCCUCUCUCAACAUGAGCCUCUCUGAAGACGUCCAUGAAACCAGCUAUUGUUCUGAGGAUUACAUUAGGGAACUCUUGAAGCCGAGCCAUUGGCAGAAGGAAGACAUCAACCCUUCCGAUCGGAUGGUGGAGGGGCUCAAUGUUGAGCUGUUAGACCACCAGGUUUUGGGUUUGCGAUUCUUAUUAAGGCGUGAAGGGGCAACACCAGAGGAGAGGACGUAUUUAAAGAGUGCCAAGGUCAUUCUCAAUGGUGAGCCAGUUACUUAUUAUAAUAGAGGUGGGAUUUUAGCAGAUGACAUGGGUCUUGGAAAAACAGUUCAAACUAUAGCACUUAUUCUGAGCUCCCCCUUCAAAGGAGGAGAACCAAGGACAACUUUAAUUGUCUGUCCUGCCUCCCUGGUGACUCAAUGGUGUACUGAGAUUGCCGACAAGGCGCCAUCAUUAAAAGUAUUGGCUUUCCAUGGAACGAAACGACCCUCCGAUCCAAAGGUUAUUCAUAGUUAUGACAUUGUAGUUACCUCGUACUCGACUUUGGGAUCCGAAGAUUCUAAAUCGGAUUCCCCGUUAUAUAGUUCCAGCUUUAAGUUCAAGAGAGUGGUAUUGGACGAGGCACAUUCAAUUAAGAACAAGUCUACUAAAAGUCAUAGGGCAUGUUAUAAGAUAGUAGCCGAUUUAAGGUGGUGCUUAACUGGUACUCCGAUUCAAAAUAAUGUUGAUGAAUUGUAUGCCCUUUUCAGGUUUUUACGUGUUAAUAAAUUUGAAAAUGAAAUGGUUUGGGAAUUAAAGAUCGGCCAAGGGUUGAAAUCACGAGACGUUCAUCGUAUGACCGAAGUCAUAAAAACUUUACAUGGCAUAUUGAAUAAGUUUAUGCUUAGACGUACAAAACAGCUUUUACUCGAUAACAAUGUGUUGCUAGUUACCAAGAAAAUCUAUAGAGAAACUUUGGACUUUACACCAUUUGAGAGGGGAAUGUACAAUCAAAUGGUAGACCAGUAUCGCAAGGAGAUGAAAGAGAGGAAGAAAAACGCUCAAGCACAAUUGCAAUAUAUGGAAGAAUACACACGCCUUUUACGGUUAAGACAAUUAUGUUGUCAUUGGAGGUUGCUUUUCAAAGAUUUGCAAAUUGACAAAUCAUUGAACACAAAAAUAUCUGCAAACUCAGUUGAUACAGAAGAGGCCGGUGUUGAUGAUAUUUUAAGUUCGAUGAAAGAAAUGACUCUAGACGAAUCCGCUGAAAACACUUCAAACACAAGCAAGGACAUGGUACAUCCAAUCAAAGUUCAGCGGGUUUUGAAUAUACUUGCGAGAGAUAAGCAGUCAGAUGUCCGGAAAACGAUUAUUUUCUCCGAGUUUACAUCGAUGCUAGAUAUCUUGGGCAAUGUGCUCACGAAGGAAAAAAUCAAAUAUGCUAGAUAUGAUGGUAAAAUGGACAAAAAAUCUAAAGACAAAGCACUUGAGAUAAUCAAAAAUGACCCUGAUGUUUUUGUGCUUUUAUGCUCUCUCAAGAGUGCUGCUUAUGGAUUAAAUAUCACAUCUUGUUCCAGGGUUAUACUCUAUGAGCCCUUUUGGAAUCCAGCAAUCAGUGCCCAAGCAAUUGACCGUGUAUACAGAAUUGGACAAACCCAGAAUGUUGAGAUAUAUGAGUUUUUUAUUUCAGAUACGGUGGAAAUGCGGAUUAGGAGGAUACAAGAGUCUAAAAGAAAGCUCAUGGAUUCAGUAGUCGACAAGAAUGUAGAUUCCACAAUGGCUAUCGUAGGAAAUGGUUUGAGCCGGAAGGAAUUAUUUGAUAUCUUAGAAAUUGCAGACCCUGGGUGA
Molecule: messenger RNA, 2070 nt
Organism: Pichia kudriavzevii
Lineage: Eukaryota; Fungi; Ascomycota; Pichiomycetes; Pichiales; Pichiaceae
Exons: 1
Coding region: 1-2070 (689 amino acids)
Cellular component (GO): cytoplasm
Molecular function (GO): ATP binding; ATP-dependent chromatin remodeler activity
Source: RefSeq, a predicted model, not a curated record